Messenger RNA from Pichia kudriavzevii, 1359 nucleotides. RefSeq lists its product as uncharacterized. NCBI's taxonomy places the organism in Eukaryota, Fungi, Ascomycota, Pichiomycetes, Pichiales, Pichiaceae. The transcript has a single exon. The record is from RefSeq and is a predicted model, not a curated record. Gene Ontology annotation, molecular function: DNA binding; zinc ion binding. The coding region runs from base 1 to 1359 and encodes 452 amino acids. Gene Ontology annotation, biological process: DNA-templated transcription.
AUGGAGAAUAAUCUAUAUAUUUACAGAGAAUCUUUCUUGACGGACUUUUUUCGUGAAGAAAAUGGUCCUAAUAACUCUUUAGAGUAUUGUACCGAAGACUUAAUUUAUGCUAUAUGUGCAAUAGGCUCAAUAAUAGAUUUUGGUGAUGAUUACUUUAUGUACCAGGGUAUUUUAUUUGACACGCCUGAAAAAUUCUACUACCAAGCAAAAUACCUCAUAUUUCAAAAACUGAAUUCAAACAGUUAUAACGAAAUUACAUCCAUUCAAACUCUUUUAUGUCUUUCUUACUUCGAUCUAGGAAGAGGGAAUGAUUUAUCAGCGUGGACAUUAGCCGGUAUUGCAUUUCGAAUUGGCACUUUUGACAACUUUGAACUAGACCCUAGACUUACUGUUGGCAACAAUAUUCUGAACACCCACCUGACGCUCACGGAAUACGAAGCUAACGUGAAAACCAGAAUAUACUGGGGGUGUGUGAUUGCCGACUCAUAUAUCUCUUUUGUCUUAGGCAAAUCCCCCACGCUGAGGCAUCUGCGAGCAACAAUGCCUCAUUGUAAAAACUUACCGUUUUUGAAAGGCAUUGAAAGCUUCUUGUAUUUUGAUCCGGUUGCAAAAACACCUAUAAUUGUUAAUAUAUCCAGACCCCUAGAGAAGUUGAACGUGCUCUAUCAGCUUGCCAAUAGAUAUCAUGACCUAGUCUAUAGAGAUUCAUCAUCAAAUAAUGGUCUGUCAACCUUGUAUUAUCUGGAAAAGUUCAAUGUGGACAUAUUUCAUUGGAAGGAUUCACUCCCUAGAGAUUUGUAUUGGACAAAAAAUGAACUAAAAAGCAAUGGAUACAACAUAAAUUUAAUGUUUUUUAGGUAUCAGUAUUACCUGAUUUUACUUUCAUUUAACAGAGACUUCAUCGAUGCUGACAAUAGUUUAGAUGAAACUGUAUCUCCUGCCUUGAUUUGCACCAGUGCGAUCGAAGACCUCUAUACAUCCAUUCAAUGUUUUUCAAAAUUUCAUUCUUUAAAAUAUGCUUCAUUAAAUAUGGUGUAUUUAGCUAUUCUGGGUAUUCAAAUUGUCCCCAAACUUCCAGAAAACAUAGCUCUAACUGUCCAAAAAAAAUCUUUGAUCAAUAUUUUUGGUUCAGUGUUGGCCGAAGGUGCAUCUGUUUACGAAAUCGCAAAAGAUGCCUACGAGGCAUAUCUCGCUAAUUUCAAAGAUUUGGGCUUGAAGCAUAAUAUAGGAAGUAGAAGUCCUGACACAGAUAGAAGUAAACACAGUUUAAACCAUAUUUUGGCUCCUGUUAGUUUUCGUGACGUUCAAGAAACUGUUGGUUUUGACGAAAGUUUAAUUCCUUCCUUGAACUAUGGAUAG